This is a messenger RNA of Syngnathoides biaculeatus (alligator pipefish), 3424 nucleotides long. Its product is annotated as putative leucine-rich repeat-containing protein DDB_G0290503. The transcript has 7 exons. The record is from RefSeq and is a predicted model, not a curated record. Gene Ontology annotation, biological process: intraciliary transport. Bases 802 to 2337 code for a protein of 511 amino acids. Lineage: Eukaryota; Metazoa; Chordata; Actinopteri; Syngnathiformes; Syngnathidae. Gene Ontology annotation, cellular component: axoneme.
CGCGGGACCUCGAGUUGGGGUGCGGGGUUCCGCACGGACUGUUUUUGUUGUUGCGCUUCCGGAGUAAAAGGUUAACACUGUUCCCGCCGUUAUGCGAGUAGUGUUUUGAUAUCGCUGUUUGAGAUUUGACCAUCCACUCCUUAAAACAUCCCAAUGCAUAGGAAAAAAAUAUUGAAGGCCUUUAAAUGACACAUUUCGUAAAACAAGAAAUGACUUUGUGGCCAUUAGGAUAGUCUUACACACAGAAUGAAACGAAGAAAACAGUUGGGAAAAUAUUAGCAAAUUUGAUUUGAUGGGGCCCCAACAUGUAGCCGCCCACUUCACAGGUAAAAAAAAAAUAAAAUCGAUAUAUAUCUUUGAGCUUUAAAAAUAAAAAAAGAAAUCCUCCGCUGAUAUCACACGUUUUGACGUGGAGAAGAAAAAAAAACUGUUGUGAUUUCAACUCAAUGUCCAUCGCCUUUGAUGGCAAUAUUGUCGCUGCCAAGAUGGCCGCCACGUAGACCUGUCCAGACACUGGCCCGGCAUUUGAAGUGCACACCGGCACACAAACUUUGGACCGCGUGGACUCGGUCGACGACGUCACUCGUUUCGUCCAGCUGUAUUUCUGUCGGUGUCGUCUGCCUCCGUGCUCUGAUAUGAGGAUCGUGGCGUCAUCAUCGGCGACAAUGAAAGCGGCGCUCAAGUCACAUUGGGCCUGUCACAGCCUUGACGUGCGUUCCGCCGGUUGCGAUGCCGUUUUCGGGCCGCCUCUCUCGGUUUCGAUGUGCCCUUUCCCGGUGAGAAGCGUCCCGCGACAAGGAGAUGAGGAUGAGUCAGAGGGCCUUUUCAAUCAAGGCACGGGUUGACGCUGCAGGAGGCAAAAGCAACACGCAGUCGGGCUCUCUCCCGAGACUAAAUCCACAGCCCCGGACCGUGGUCUUCCAAACAAAAACACAGACGCACAAAACCACCCCGGACAAGAAAUUUAAUCCGUAUAAAAAAACUGAAGAAAUUAGGCUAAAGUUGCCGCCAAUCAAUACCGUUUCGAAGACCAGGAUCCAUUCGUCAUACUCAAAUAGCAUCAACGAGCUGAAAAACCAGAACUACGACUUGAAGCUGCAGCUGGUGGAGGUCAAGACCGAGACUAAGCUGUUGAAGAAAGUUCAGCAACGCCACACGGUGGCUCUGCAGCAAUUCCAUGACUCUGAGGAGGGCGUUUCUGAGGUCCUAAAUCAGAAUGACGGCGAGGUCAGAGACUUGCAAAAGUUACUCUGUGGGACGCGGACAUGCCGUAACAACCUGGCCUGGAAGCUGCAGGUCACCGAGAAAGAGCUGACCAAUGUUAAAGACAGGAUCCAUCAGCUCCAGCAGCGGGUCAUUAAGGAACAGGCCUUGCCGGCAAAGGACGAGCUAUCUCGCAAGCUAAAUGAGGUCUCCAUCGAGUUGCAGGAGAAGGACAAGCGAAUAAAUGAUUUGGAGAAAUGUAACAAAUUACUGCGAGGUUCUCUCAAUCGCCAAGCAGCAACAGAGCACAAAAAGAUCAACAUGGCCAGAAAGACAUCCUUCUGUCUACAAACACAAGUUUAUGAGUUAUCCAAAGAAACUCGGGACAUCAAAAGAGAGCUGGAGAUACACAAUAUUUAUGCAUUCAGACUCCAGAACCAACCCAAAAAGAAAGGCAAACUAAACAAGAUGGUCCAGACCGAGGUGGUCGUCUCCACGCCUCGCAGUGAGGUCGACAGUCGGACUAAGUCGGAAUUAUCGGAGGAUGAAAAGCAAAUUUUCGCCAAGCCCGUCUGUAAUACGGCCAACGCUGAGAGACGUGUUUACCAGGAGAGUGUACCUCAGGAGUCCUAUACCAUUGAAGGUCCAAGGAGUGACCUCGAGGAUGCGGGAACUCCAGCUCCAGCGGUUGAGACGAUCCCCACUCAGCCGCCCGAGGUGAAGUCGACGAUUGAGAAAGAAGCGACAGAAGAGAGGAAGCCGGACGUGGUACCGGAGCAGCCAGCGAAACAGGAGGAGGCCGCGGUCGUUUGGUUCCCAACGCCACCUGAACCCAAAGCGUUUGGACGCUCGAAACUCCAAAGACGUAAAUACAUUUUCUCGCCAGUGGUGGAGAACUUGCAUCAGGGGAAACCAGCCUACCCCGGGCUGACCCUAAAUGAAUACAGAUUAUUACAAAGACAGAGAAAAGGUAUGACUUUGAGUCGACCAAAUUCAAAUUCACCAGCUUGGAAAUCCGAUUACAUAGAAGGUACCUCCCCGCGUACGAUCCAGACACCCCAACCUGAAGCGGUCCCCUCUGUUCCACCGCCGGUCUCUGAUUUGGAGUCGAACCCCGAUGUCUCAAAAACAUGAGCUCUGUUUAUUCAACGCUGUUGAGUACUUGACGUCAUAUUGCCCUGCCACCAUUUUGCACCAGCUGGUUUUAACAGCAUUUUGAAGGAUCAGGAUUUUAUUUAUUUAUUUAUUUUUUUACUCACUUGGAAUUAAAACCAGAUCUAAGCAUAAGAAAUGCACACUCCCAACGCCAAAUCAGAUGAAAAUAACACCUGCACACAAAGAAGUCUCAGGAGGUGUCAAUAAAAGCUAAGAUUUAGCUUGCCAAACAUUGGACAAUUUCUGGCGUGGUUAUCACUUUACCGCUGAAAAUGAAUCGUAAAGUAUUUUCAGGUAUUUAAAGAACCUGAGAGGUGUCAAUGUAUAGUCACUACAAAUCACUGAUUAUGAUUAAAAAUAAGAAUCAGUUCAUUUUUUUGAUAGAAUACCUUCUACCUCCAUCCUCGUGUGUUAUGUGAUAUUCACCAUUUGUAAAACUUUGAUUUAGGAAAAGGAUCUGAACGCUUGAAGCUCAUUUAAACAUUGCACGGGUGUGGAUUGUAUGUUUUUGACAAUCUUCCCUUUUACCUGAGCUACCUCAGCCAUUUUGAGUCCUGCAUUUAAAAAAAAAAAUAAAUCGAUAGGACUCAUUAGGCAAAGAACAAGUUCUAUUUGGUUUAAAUUAGUGACGGGUAAGGCACUGAUUUGACCAUUGACCUUAUCUACCUCAGCCCUCUUUGUGGGAUCUUCAAUAUUUGUGUAUUUCUUUGUCAAAGAGUACUGAAAGUUUUGACACUUGGUUGAGAAUGGCAACCUCUUGAAAUCCCCUCAUUGGACAUGGACUGUUGCCGAAUCCCUUCCUUGCGGGUUGGGGAUUUACAGAUGCAGGUUCAAGACCGAAGGAUCAAAAAAUUCAGAAGAGCGGAGAACUUGCAAUGGAUCAAUGGAAGCACUGUGUGCUUGGCACUGCCCAGGACCCUUUGAGCAAGGAACCAGCCCCCCCCCCCAACUGUUUAGGGUAUGACUGUUUAUGCAGCUCUUUUACUCUUAAAUGACUCCCUUUGUACAUGUAUGUGUAUUCUGCUAUUUGUAUAUGCAGUCAAUUACAGUACAUGAUGAAAAUUUA